UGGCGUACCGUUUGGUGCAUCUCGGUUAAACUUCGUGAAAUCUCUUAUCAACGUUUAUUGUCAUUUUUUUUUCCUAGUUCUGCUGAAUUAGAAAAUUCGUUUGAAACUUAAAGCAAAUUAUCAGCAGAGUUUGAUUGGCGGCAUCAAUCAGUCCGGUGUCAUUUGUGUCUUCUUCAUUGUUGUGCGGGAUUGGCCGAAAGGAUUCCAAUAUCCUCGUCUCUAGAGUGGGAGUUGGCGUGACGACGAGUGACGGUUUGUGGUACAGUGAUUGUUCCAGUUUCUGGUUUGUUCCACGUGGCACUUCGAAGCGAUAGCGGACCUAUCUCAGGUGGCCUAGUGGAAAUAAUUGUUUUCUUAGCUAAAACGGAACAUAAUUAACUAAUUUGAAUUUCUCCUGUCGUGUCGAAAGCGAAAAACAUUUUUGCAAGCGAUAAGGAAGUCGUAUAAAUUAUCCAGUGAGUUCAAGCGGUGUGAUCGUGGGAAGAUAAAUUCAAAACGUGAGACGGCGUUUGCACAAAAAGUGCGAUAAGUGAAUACAAAACGAAUAAAAGGAAAAUCGUUGGAAGUGAAGCAGGUCUACUGAUUUUUUCGGACGAUAUCUAUUUGGAAUAGAAGUGUAGGAUUCAUCUCGCUGUUUAAUUUGAUUGCAGUACACAUAAAUCAAUUUUGAAUAGCACUACGCAACAAAAACUAUAAUGUCGAUCUCAGAAUUUCGCCAAAAAAAGCUGCUGUACGUGUUCAAUGUUUUCUUUGAUGUGAACCAAAGUGGGGAAAUAGAUCAAAAGGAUUUCGAGCUUGCAAUAGAGAAAGUUUGCAAACUUCGUGGCUGGCCUGCUGGCAACCCUAAAAACGCUGAGACUCACGAAAACAUGCUGAAAAUUUGGGAAGGAUUGCGAUCAAUGGCAGACAAAGAUAACGAUGGCCAGGUUUCCGUGGAAGAAUGGUGCAAAAUGUGGGAUGAGUACGCACGAGAUCCAAAUUCCGUCCUCGAUUGGCAAUUGAGAUAUAUGAACUUCAUGUUUGACCUGGAAGAUGCAUCAAACGAUGGCAGUAUCGACGCAGAAGAGUUUUCAAUCGUUUGUUCCAGUUACGGCCCAGAUAAAAAUGAAUGCCAGGAAGCCUUCCGUAAGAUGUCAAAGGGAGCCGAAGAGGUCGACCGCGAUCAGUUCGCCGUAUUGUGGCGUGAGUACUUUUCCUCAGACGACCCCGGAGCGCCUGGUAAUUUCAUUUUUGGUCGAACGGGAUUUUAACGUGCAAUAGAUAGUGGAGUCGAAAACGAAGCGCUGAUUUUGUUCCCUUUGACCUUUUUGGAUUGUUAACACUCUGAAGGAGAAUAGGAAUAGGAAAAAAUAUCAAUUAAACAAAUCACUCAAAAACGAAACACCCGUUUCAAUUAUAUCGAUGUAGAUAAUGGUUCCGAUUUUCGUUCUAUUCAAUAACAUCAACCGAAAUUUGUUAGGGAAAAAUAUACUGAAAUUUCCAACGGGCUCAACUAGAGAGGACAUUCGAGUUGAUAAUAAAUAAUCAUGAAGAGGAGGUGAUUCUGAGGUGGUCUAGAUUCAUUUCGGAAACAUCAGUCAAAAACGGCAAGCUGCAGAUGUUGUCCCGGCCCCAGAACGCGAAUUCACUGACUAUUAAGUGAUAGUACGGUUCAUGAAUAACAAAAUCAAGCGAUGACACGGAACGGAUACGAUGGUAUGCACCGCUAGAUGAAUGGAGAAUCUGGUCGUUUGCUCGCUGCUGGCAGAAAUAGUUGGUGUAUGGGUGGAUUGCGACGUUCGGGAAUGACAAAACCGGGCUAGACAAGAUGCAGUAGCACUGUGCCAGAAACAAAUAGUCCCCUGCUGCUAUCCGGAACGGUGGCGUGAUGAUAAUAAAUGGAGAAACGUGAAAUAUGAUAAAUCGCAUUAAAUGGUAUGUCGUUUUUUGCUCCCACUGAGAAUGAUUUUCUUAUUGUUCUGCUCCUGGAAGGUUUAUCCUUUAGUUUGGUAUUAAUUCUAGAUAGAAAAUACCUUGGGAAUAGUGAGGAGCUGUGGCACGGAAGAAAUUUGUUUACAGAUAUAAUUAUUUUUGAAUUCUAACAUCGGAGUACCAUUGCAAACUGAAUUAGUUAUUUAAGAAACGCAACGCGAAAGAUUAUUGAAUAGGGAAACGCCUUCUUGGUUUUCCUGCACAUUAAUCGUGUUUGAGCAUGAUGUAUCAAGGCUCACCUGGGUGCGAAUGAUAUUAAAAUAAUUGUCAAAGAUAAAAUGAAAACCAUAGGUAUUUGCUUUGAGCGAAAAAAAUUUGCGAGGAAAACGCUCUUCCUCAACUUGUUAUGUACCACGCGUCUCCACGUAUAAUAUUUAAGAAAUUCCAACUGAUAACAAGAUUCGUUUAGAAAGCAAAACUGCUGCUUCUUGUUUAUGACUUUUUGCUUAUUGCUAACUCUCACUGUUCUAGAUGCACUUCUGCAGAUUUAAAUUGAGUCCUUUCGAUGCAUGAAUUUGAAUGAUGCUCUUUUUGUAUUUUUUGUACACAUUCUGUGGGAAGGUCCCAUAGUACCGAACACAUCGGAGC
Molecule: messenger RNA, 2559 nt
Organism: Armigeres subalbatus
Lineage: Eukaryota; Metazoa; Arthropoda; Insecta; Diptera; Culicidae
Product: calexcitin-1-like
Exons: 8
Coding region: 696-1250 (184 amino acids)
Molecular function (GO): calcium ion binding
Source: RefSeq, a predicted model, not a curated record